AUGGAGCAAAUGGAGAUAAAAAACAAGCGAGGAAAGACUAACGCAUGUUUUGAUGACGAUAUUGCACUUAUGAAGAAAGUUCUUCCUAAAGGUAACUGUUGUCUGGAAAAUUUCGACCAGGUAAAAAGCAUGUUGGCUGACCUCGAUCUUGAUCACCAGAAGAUAGACGCUUGCGUCAAUAAUUGCAUGUUGUAUUACAUAGAUAACAAGGAUGAAGUUGAGUGCCUACACUGCUAUGAGCCAAGGUAUGAAGCUUCCACUUCAUCUAAGGAGAAAAAGCCCAUUCCUAAGAAGGUUCUUCGUUACUUCCCGUUGGGUCCUCGUUUGCAACGUCUGUACAUGUCUUCACAUACGGCCAAACAUAUGAGAUGGCACCAGGCAAGGCACCAAGGAGAGGAGAGCAUAGAUCCGGAUAAUCUCACACACCCCGCAGACGGGGAGGCUUGGAAGCACUUUGACCGUUCUUUUCCCGAAUUUGCUGGAGACUGUCGAAAUGUCAGACUCGAACUUACAACAUACGGAUUCAACCCUACUAGAAACAUGAAUUUGUCUUACAGCAUUUGGCCUGUGAUAGUAUUUAUGUACAAUCUACCUCCCAACAUGUGUAUGAGGAAAGAGUACAAUUUCCUUACGCUUAUGGUUCCAGGGUCGUGUUCUCUAGGAAAGUGCUUGGAUGUUGAUUUUCCAGCUUACGAGAUGUUGUCUGGCCAACAAACUAAGGGGUACAAGGCUUGCCCGGUAUGCAUAGAUGGCGUCAAUUCUAGUUGGCAUGCCGAAAAAAUGUGUUUCUUGGGAUCUCGUAGACAUCUUCUCGAGGAUCAUGAGUGGCGGUGGGAUGCUGAUGCAUUUAAUGGGACUGAGGAGCAUAAUCUGAAACCCCUAGGGAGGUCUGGUGAGUGGAUUUUGGAGAGGCUUCACCAGCACUGGUACAGAUAUUUGAGCACGAGUAAAGAAGUAACUAACUUGAAUCCUCCCACGCCUGAUGAGUUUAAGUAUUGGACGCACAAAAGUGUAUUCUUUGAAUUGCCUUACUGGUCGACCUUGAAAAUCAGACACAACUUGGACGUCAUGCACAUAGAGAAGAAUGUUUGUGGCAGCGUUCUUGGAACAAUUCUGAAUCUUAAACAUAAGAAAAAAGACACCCCCAAAGCCCGUGUUGAUCUUAAGAUGAUAAGUAUACGCCCCCAGCUAUGGCUAGUAGAGAGCAAAAAAACAAAAAAAGCCAUAAUGCCGAAAGCAGGCUACAUAGUCCAUCCUCAAAAGAAGGCAGAAGUGUUUCAGUGGUUUGGAAACGUUAAGUAUCCUCAUGGACCGUAUUUGCAGAGUGAUGUGGUUGACACGUUAGUGGCUUUGUCAAAGUUCUUUCAGAGGAUAUGCGCUAAAGAGCUUAAAAAGUCUGAUGUUCGGUCAUUGCAAGAAGACAUUGUGUACAUCAUGUGCAAGCUGGAGAGGAUCUUUCCCCCCACUUUUUUUGACAUCAUGAUUCACCUCAUGAUCCACCUUCCCGAACAAGUGUUGCGUACUGGUCUGAUACAGUAUACCUGGUGCUAUCCAAAUGAGAGGUUAAGUAAUUCUGAAAGAUUAAGUAAUGAUGAGAGCAAAGAGGCUCAUUGGUGUGUCCUUCAACAUUGCGAAGAAGCCGAGCGAUACUUCAAGUCCCAUUUGGAAAGGCAGUAUGGUAACGAAAUGAUGCACAUUCAACAGCAGUUUCCUGCUUCUUACGACCCGGAGUUGCACUUGUUGGCUGGAGGACCCCAAAGCCACAGAGUUCGUGCUGGAUGUUUUGUGAACGGUGUUAAGUUUGUGACGUCAGAACGAGAUGAAGGCCAUGUCAACCAAAACAAUGGAGUCAUGGUUGAGGGUCUGGGUUUCAACUACUACGAGGUUCUUGUCAGUGUCAUCGAACUAAUCUAUGGCAACCGUAUGCCAGUCGUGUUGUUCAAGUGCAAAUGGUUCAAUACUGACCUAACUAGACGGAGGAGUACAAUUCUGGAUCGUGGCUUGUUAUCACUGGACUCAAACAGUGUAUGGUAUGAGAAUGAGCCGUUUAUUCUUGCCACCAUGACGAAAUAA
Fragaria vesca subsp. vesca is the source of this 2073-nucleotide messenger RNA. RefSeq lists its product as uncharacterized. The record is from RefSeq and is a predicted model, not a curated record. The transcript has 5 exons. Lineage: Eukaryota; Viridiplantae; Streptophyta; Magnoliopsida; Rosales; Rosaceae. Bases 1 to 2073 code for a protein of 690 amino acids.